GAGAACGACUAAAAGAGGGAGGUGUUGCAAGUGAGCGAGGGAGGGACAGAAAGAGAGAAACACGAGGAGUGUGUGCUGUUCAUAGAGUAAACACUUUCAGAGAGAGAUAGAGAAAGACAGAAAGAGAGAGACAGAAAGAGAGAGAGAAAGAGAGAGAGAAAAAGCAGAGAGACACCGAGAGGAACAGAGGGACUGACUGGUGGUGUGUGGACACAGCUGCAGCUGGAAGAUGGAGUGCUCGUGUAUGCUGGUGGCUGUUGGGAUAGUAGCUCUUCUGUUUGUACUGCUGAAGUGGUUUAAACAGAGUGCAUUCUGGGCACUUAUGUGGCACGAUUUCAUCACCGAGCGACUCCGUGAUAAGUUCACCCAGACCACGCGACCUCAGCGAAUGCUGAAAGCGGUCCAGAAGAACGCCACUAAGGGAAAUCCUGAGAGCGUCAUCUCCGCCAUCGACUACUUCUGCAAGCACUCUGAAUGGGCCAUGAACGUGGGAGACGAGAAAGGCUCUAUUCUGGAUUCGGUGGUGAGUGAGGUGAACCCCAGCACGGUGCUGGAGCUGGGAACAUACUGCGGCUAUUCAGCGGUCAGGAUCGCCCGUCUGCUGUCCCCCGGCAGCAAGCUCAUCACCCUGGAGUUUAACCCAGCCAAUGCUGCCAUCGCCCGCCAGAUCAUAGCCUUCGCUGGGCUACAAGACAAGGUCUUCCUGGUGGAGGGUCCCUCCGGCGAUAUGAUCCCCAAAAUGAAGGAGCGCUUUGGCAUCACCACGUUUGACUUCGUCUUUCUAGACCACUGGAAAGACCGUUACGUGCCCGACACUAAGCUGCUUGAGGAGUGUGGCCUGCUCAGGAAAGGCACGGUCCUGCUGGCUGAUAACGUCAUCUGCCCGGGAGCACCGGAAUAUCUGGAGUACAUUAGGAAGAGCCCUCGUUACGAGAGCCGAUACUACCCAGCCCACCUGGAGUACACCAGAGUGGAGGACGGCCUGGAAAAAUCUGUGUUUUUAGGUUAGAGAGGAGAAGACUGAGAGGGUUUUUAACUGUAAGCAGUAGCUCUGCUUAGAAAAUCAUGGAUAACGACCAAAUUUACAGUCAGAGGAGUCAAAGAAAGGCUGCUGUGUUGAAUGUGAGGAGGUUAGGUUCAGUAAAGGUGGAUUAAAACAUAAAAAAGAAUGUGUGAGAGAUGUGGUACACUCGGAAAAGACAUGGCAUCAGACCUACUGUUUGUUUUUCCACGUGUGCACACAUUGAUACCAUAGACUAGGCCUGUCACAAUAGCUACAGUAUAAUCUAUUGGAUUAUAGUAUAAUAUUGUGAUUACUGCAAAGACCAAUUCAAGCCACUGGUAUAAUGAUGAUAAAAUAGCAUAGUAAUGCAAAUAAAAGAGAUAAAAAAUAAUAAGAAAGAGAAAUAUAAAUAUAUAUAAGAAAGUUAAAUACUGUAUGUAAGUAAAUCAAAUUAAAUUAAAACAAAAAAUAGGCAAUACUGAGGCCUGCAAAAAUUAUUAAGCUCAUGGCCAUUUAUUGUACGAUAAUUCGAUAAUGUAAUUAUUGUGACAGGCCUACCUACAAUAGCCUGUUUAUAAAAGUGGACAGUACAUUCCUGUUUGUAAUGUUCUGAAGCCAACAGAUGUCCAAAAUGGAAGCUUAUGGAAGCCAUCAGGUUUACACUUUUUUGCUUUUACAGUAGAGUUAAAUUUAAACCUCCCCAUGUCUUUAUAUUAAAAGCAUUUAAAUCGAAUCGAAUCGCAUUUUAUCAGAAACGAGAAAACAUGAAAAAACAUGUCCAAAGAAAAACAUCUCUUAAACUGCAACUUUACAAGAGAGAGAUAAAACACUCUUAGCUUUUAAUGGAAGUCAAUGAGUUUUUAGAUUAUGUUUUAAAAUACCAGUGGGUUCACAAUAUCAGAUGCUUAGUAUUAGCUGUUUAUCUGCUUGCCCACACAAGUUAUUUUAUAACCCAUAUUAAGGGCCAUCCCUUUUUGAAUAUCAUCAAAUAACUUCUAUAAAACACACAUUACAAAGGUGACAGGGGUGGAUGUAUGAAUGUGUGACUGUAUGUCUAGAUUUGGAUUGACACUCUGAGCUGGAUAAACUCCCGAGUGCCCGGUGCAGUCCUCUGGGUGGACAGUCAUUUCCGGUUGAGAGUAGGCUGUGCGCGAUUGGCUGCUGCUUCUCUCCAGUGUGUGUAGAAUGUAAUUGUAGGCAUCCUUGCCGUUUUAUAUAUAUAAAUGUAAUUGUAAGUAAGUGAGUAAGUAAAACAACUGGUUAAAAAAGGCAGGGUUAAAAGUUAAAAGGGGAUAAAUACUGCAGCCAAUCACCAGAGGGCACAGAAGAUGUCUACUCUUUUAUACAAUCUAUGAUUAACAUCCCAAAGAAUCCAUAUACAUUAGGCUUGGGCGAUCUCUAUAUUUUCUCUAUAUUCCAUAAAGGACAAUAAAAAAAAACCUAUCUGUAACAUCUGUAAA
Astyanax mexicanus (Mexican tetra) is the source of this 2463-nucleotide messenger RNA. RefSeq names its product catechol-O-methyltransferase a (gene comta). NCBI's taxonomy places the organism in Eukaryota, Metazoa, Chordata, Actinopteri, Characiformes, Acestrorhamphidae. Bases 230 to 1009 code for a protein of 259 amino acids. The transcript is spliced from 6 exons. Gene Ontology annotation, biological process: dopamine metabolic process; developmental process; catecholamine catabolic process. Gene Ontology annotation, molecular function: magnesium ion binding; catechol O-methyltransferase activity. The record is from RefSeq and is a predicted model, not a curated record.